GGGCGGCCAUGACAAUCUGAAUGACGUUGUAACUCUGACAUUUCUCGUCAUAAUGUAGGUUGGGAAGAUCACACGUUCUCGCCGAGGUGCUGGGACUCCCUAGGCACCUCAUUUUCCUCCCGGAGCGCGGCGCAGAGGAGCAUUAAGACUGUUCCAAGAUGAUGCAGGAUGUGUUAGAAACUAAUGAUCCCAUCUCACAGCCAGGGCUGAUCCAGAGAUUAGGAACAAGCAUUAGCAGGCUAUACCAACAUUAUUUGGACAAAUGGACACCACACACAGCGUCACGAUGGGUCUUCACGUUGGUAUUGAUUGCUGGGUUCUUGUUACGAAUUAUGUUGAGGCAAGGAUGGUACAUUGUCUGCUAUGCCUUGGGGAUCUACCACUUAAACCUGUUCCUUGCCUUCCUAACUCCAAAGAUUGAUCCAGCAUUUGCACAAGAAGAGGAUGAUGGACCAAGUCUCCCCACGAAAGCAAAUGAGGAGUUCCGUCCAUUCAUGCGACGACUUCCCGAAUUCAAGUUUUGGUACAGUGUGACCAAGUCAACUUUAAUUGCCUUCACCUGCACCUUCUUUCAGCUGUUUAAUGUCCCGGUCUUCUGGCCUAUCUUAGUUAUGUACUUCUUAACCUUAUUUGGCAUUACCAUGAAGAGACAGAUACGGCACAUGAUCAAGUACAAGUAUUUGCCGUUUUCAAUCGGCAAGCCUCGCUACCAGUCUCAAGAGAAUAACAAACCUGCAGCCCCCCACUGACCCCACCAUACCCAGCACCCCAAGUCAAUGUGGUACCUGCCGUUCUUCCUGGGCAAGCUGCCGGACAAGUGAUAGGAGUGUGUGCUCUGCGCUACGAAACAACUGGAUGUCUCUUACUCCUCUGCUGAUACUGUGCGAUAGGCUUCCCACCUACCACCCUAUUUGA
Penaeus monodon (black tiger shrimp) is the source of this 915-nucleotide messenger RNA. RefSeq names its product protein RER1-like. NCBI's taxonomy places the organism in Eukaryota, Metazoa, Arthropoda, Malacostraca, Decapoda, Penaeidae. Bases 159 to 749 code for a protein of 196 amino acids. Gene Ontology annotation, cellular component: Golgi membrane. The record is from RefSeq and is a predicted model, not a curated record. Gene Ontology annotation, biological process: protein retention in ER lumen; retrograde vesicle-mediated transport, Golgi to endoplasmic reticulum. The transcript has 6 exons.